AUGGUGUCCGUAAUAAGACAGAAUUUCCAUUCUGAAUGUGAGGCACUGUUGAACAAACAGAUCAACAUGGAACUCCAUGCCAGCUAUGUUUACCAGGCUAUGGCUUUCCACUUCCAAAGAGAUGAUGUAGCCCUCCAUGGCUUCUACAAAUUUUUUAAGAAGCAGUCAGAUGAGGAACGUGAGCACGCAGAGAAGAUCAUGAAGUACCAGAACAUGAGAGGGGGCAAGAUUGUUUUGCAGAACAUUGAUAAACCAAUCCAAGAUAGUUGGUCAUCCGGUCUGGAAGCUAUGAUGGCUGCUUUGGAGAUGGAAAAAACUGUCAACCAGAGUUUGCUGGAUUUGCAUAAGAUGGCAGCUGGCAAGGAGGAUCCACAUCUGUCAGAUUGGUUGGAAGAACAUUUCUUGGACGAGCAGGUCGAGUCUAUCAAGUUGCUCUCUGAUUACGUGACUAACCUGAAGAGAGUGGGACCGGGACUUGGAGAGUACAUGUUCGAUAAGGAAACCCUUUCCAGUUAG
Helobdella robusta is the source of this 516-nucleotide messenger RNA. RefSeq lists its product as hypothetical. NCBI's taxonomy places the organism in Eukaryota, Metazoa, Annelida, Clitellata, Rhynchobdellida, Glossiphoniidae. Gene Ontology annotation, molecular function: ferrous iron binding; ferric iron binding. Gene Ontology annotation, biological process: iron ion transport; intracellular iron ion homeostasis. Gene Ontology annotation, cellular component: cytoplasm. The transcript has 4 exons. The coding region runs from base 1 to 516 and encodes 171 amino acids. The record is from RefSeq and is a predicted model, not a curated record.